Molecule: messenger RNA, 5124 nt
Organism: Trichoplusia ni (cabbage looper)
Lineage: Eukaryota; Metazoa; Arthropoda; Insecta; Lepidoptera; Noctuidae
Exons: 2
Coding region: 2980-3921 (313 amino acids)
Source: RefSeq, a predicted model, not a curated record
CACUACAUUUAUGGUGAAUGUAGAGGUAAUGCUAACCAAGCAGCUGCACUUUAUCGGGAGAGAUAUCCAAACAAUCGCCACCCCGAUUACAGAGUUUUUAUUCGAGUACACAAUGCAUACUCUGAAGGCAGAAUACCUGGCAGCGGUGUGGGCGGUGCGAGUGAAGGAAGACCGCGUAUCAGCAACGAUGAAGCAGUUUUGAACAUAGUGAACGAAGAUCCCAGCAUAUCAGUUCGUGUGUUAUCUCGUCGUGCUGGCAUGUCAACCAGGACGGUACAUCGCAUAUUAAAACGGCACGAAUUAUACCCGUACCAUUUUCAGCGAGUCCAAACCUUACUUCCGAGAGAUUAUCCAUUACGGGUAGCAUUUUGUAGAACAAUGUUAAGAAGAAUGAGAGAGGAACCAGAUUUUUUCAAUAAAAUACUAUGGAGUGACGAAUCCUCGUGCCAGAGAGAUGGAUAUUUAAAUCUACAUUAAGCUGGCAACUAGAAAAUCCGAAAUUAAUAAGACAAGAUCGAUCACAACACCAGUUUAAGAUUAAUUUAUGGACCGGUAUCCUAAACGGUCAAAUUGUUGGACCAUUUGAAUUACCAGCGACCCUGACUGGAGAAACUUAUUUGCAUUUUUUGCAAAAUAAUUUGCCUGUGUUGUUGGAGGACGUACCCCCUGAAGUAUGUGAAAACAUGUGGUUUCAAAACGACGGUUGCCCCGCACAUUAUGCGGUAAGAGUACGGCAAUAUUUAAACGAGACCUAUCCAGAGAGGUGGAUAGGACGUCUAGGGCAAAUACUAUGGCCACCUAGGUCGCCAGAUUUAAACCCACUCGAUUUCUUUUACUGGGGCUGCUUGAAGGAGAAGAUUUACAAAAAAGAAAUAACUUCAAUUGAACAGCUACGACAAAGCAUACGUUCGGCUGCUGACGAAAUAUCGUCAGCAAGAUUUGCGAAUCGAUUAAAACGGUCGUUUAUAAGAAGAUGUAGAGCUUGCAUAGCAGCUGAAGGAGCCCAUUUUGAACAUCUUGUGUAAAUUUUUACAAUAAAUGUUAUUAAAUAUUAAUGUAUUUUAUUGUGUCAACCAACCCAUAACGAUCAAAUUUUAAGGAAAAUUGCAUUCCCUUUGAGUUUAAAAUUAGUUACAGCAGUGUUAAAAAAUUUAAUUUAAAAAUCAAUUUUGUAUGACAAUUCUCUUUUUAGAUUCGAACAGCAAUAACUUGGUGCUUUGUUAAGAUACUGGUAAUUAUUAUACCAUUUUAGAAUCUGCAUUAAAUGGGCAAGUUUUAAAGAUAAUGGGCUACCACAGAGUAGAACAUUUUUUUUCGAUACAGGGGCCCGAAAUUCCAUAAUUCUUAAGAAAAAAUAUUAAAAAUUGAGAAAAAUUAUUUUUUUCCAAGUUAUCUUAGAUUGUAUUAAAAAAUUUGAUGCUGUUCUGAUGAUACAGAUAUGUAGGAGUGAUAUAAAAAAAACAGAACGAAAAAUAGUCAGCAAUAGUAGAAAUGGCAGCUGAUUUUGUAUAAGCAAGUACGAGUUUUAUUGAAAAUAUCAAAAAUAUCAAUAAUUUGGUCAUCCAUGAGCAUAAUCUGAUAUAAGUUAUAACAAUUGAAGAUAUACAGAUGAAAGAGAAUCUUGGUGAGUGAUCCUACAUUCUAGCUUCUUCCAAUGGUUUCACUUGCGUCCCCUGGGAACUACUUCACCCAUCCGGAUAACAAGUCGCCUAUAGCCUCUCUCGAAAAUGAGCUAUCUAACACUGAAAGCAUUUUUAAAUCAGACUAGUACUUAAUGGGAUUAGUGUGUUCAAGCAAAGAGAAGACAAGCAAGAUAUUGUGUAUGUAAAAGUAACUUCGUCUAUUACUAGCAUGGCUUAAAUUAUUUCAAUCAGAUUCAAAUAAUGGUUAUCCAAUCUGAACUACUACAUUUCUGUGUAUGCCCCAGAAAUGUAAUUCAUAUCAUCAUCACUAUCAUCCUAAUUUGUACAUAAUAUUCAUACAUUUCUUACCAAUUAUGUUAAUGGCUUUCAGAACCUGCCACUUCACAAUAUCAGCUUAUAGAGAAUGAAAGACACUCUCAUACUGAAGGGGAAAAUGUAGAAGUGGUGAAAGAUCUUGGUAAGUAUGGGAAAAUUAAAGAAUUAUUAAACUAUUGACUAAUUACAUCCAUACUUAAUAAAAACUGUGAAACUGAGUUUGCUUGUUAUACUUUCAUGGUUUGAAAACAACUGAUUUAUAUUUAACAACCUUUUUGAUGCAAUGGUCACUAUGCUGGACUACCGAACUGAUGAUGGUCCCGGGUUCGAUUCCCGGUGUGUUCAAUAUUUGUGUGAUGAACAUAUUUUUUUGCUGUAGUCUGGGUGUUAUAAUAUGUAUCUAUUUAUAAGAAGUAUAUUAAGUUUAUCAGUUGUGUUAGCACCCAUAACACAAGCUAAUCAAUAGCUUACCUUGGGGUUAACCGACCAUGUGUGAAAUGUGUCCCGAUAUUAUAUUAUAAUACAUAUUUUUUGUUAAUGAUUAGAUAAUUUGAUACAUAACUAGCGCUGAUACUGUUCUACUAGUACUCUUAUACAUUCUGCAAUUUUUAUUCAUACAAUUCUUAUUAUGUUUUACAGACCAUCGCAACAUACAUAUCAAAUGUGUUAGUAAGAAACCAGUAAACAGGUUGCUGUAACUAAAACUGAGCGUGCUCUGUAUCAGAAAAUUUUAAAAGUUGGUGUGAAACUCAGCAAAUGCCGUAGCAAGGUUAAGAAGCAGGCAGUCAAGAUUAAGGCCCUGCAAAAUAUCACAACAAAUCCACAAUUUCUGGAAACUCUAGACAAAAUGUCCAGCACAUCCAAUUUUAACUUUGCUGCAAUUUAGAGAGCAUAGAAAAGAAAAAAAAGGGCGGCGUUUGAUUGUAGCUUUGACUAUGCUCAAACAAAGCCCAAAAGGAUACAGAUUCCUGAGAAAAUCUUUAUCCUGCCAUCAAGACAAAUUUUAAUAAAAUUAAUAAAUAUGGCAGAUAUAAAUGCUAGCAUCAAUAAAAAAUUGAUGGCGCAAAUAAAAAAAUCCGCUCAAAAAAUGAAACCAGAACACAAAUUAUGUGUUGUUCUUUUCGAUGAAAUGUCACUGAAACCCAAUGUGACAUAUAAUGAAAGGAAAGACAGAGUUAGUGGGUUUGUCACAAAUGGGCAAGAUACACAGCCUGAAUAUGCGGAUCAUGCGCAGGUCUUUAUGAUAAGAGGACUUGUAAAAAAUUACAAGCAACCUGUUGCCUGCACAUUUUCUCAGUCUGCAACAAAGGGACCUGAACUGGCAAAACAAUUAAAGGCCGUCAUUACGGAAAUUCAACAAGCUGGCCUUAUUGUGGUAGCAACAGUGUGCGACCAAGGUACAAACGAUGUAAACUGCAUUAAAUACCUGUUGCAAGAGAUUAGAGGUAUUCUCUUAAGAAAAUCGGAAGAACCUGAGGGAAAUAUUAUUCUGGUAAACAAUCAGGAGAUCAUUCCAUUGUAUGACCCACCUCACCUAAUGAAGUGUAUAAGAAAUAAUUUAAUAACUAAAAAUAUACAGUAUAAAAAAGAUAGCAAAGUUCAAACAGCAAAGUGGGAACACAUAACGGCACUACCAAGAAAACCCGGGCAACAAAGGCAUAAGACUGGUGCCAAAAUUGACAGACUCCCACUGCAUUCUUGCAAAAUUCCAAGGAUGAAAGUGAAAUUUACUACGCAGCUGUUCAGCCAAACUGUAGCAACAAAUAUGGGCUACCUAGCAGAUAAAGGAAUAAUCUCAGAAGAUGCAAAAAGUAAGGCGGACGUCAUCUUGUUUUUUGACAAACUUUUUGACUCGGUGAAUGGAAGCUAUGGCAAAAGGAAGAAGCAUAGCAAAUCUCUUCUGGGACCUGCGACGCCUAACUCUGUACACCGCAAAACCUGGACGGAGUCCAAAAUAUUUUAAAAAAAUAUGAAAUUUGUUAACAAAAAAACAUUAAGUAACGAGUAUAUUCCUAUAUUAAAUAACUGGGUAUGGACUGUAAAAGGCAUAGAACUGCUAUUAAAAAAAGUUGCUGUCAAGUACGGAGUAUCAUCGGUUUGGUUGCGGCAUCUUAAUCAGGAUCCAAUUGAAAACUUUUUUGGAUCAAUAAGGAGCCAAGGAUGCCGCAACGUAAACCCUACUCCAGAUGGAUUUGAAGCAGCAUUUAGCAGCUUAUUAAUAAACAGCCUUUCUAGUGUCCAGGCCCCUGGGGCAAAUUGUGAGGUGGAUAAAUGUUAUGCUUUGCAUGAAGUACUCAUCACAAGCGAGGGCUGCAAAGAACAAAUAAAUUGCGAGCUCGAUAAAGUUCCUGAUAUAGUAUUUACACCCCUUGAAGACAAAAGUGACCCUCGAGUAGUCGGUGGGCUACAAUAUGUGAGCGGAUAUUUCGUUAAAACCGCUAAAAAUAAAGGAAGUCAAGGGUUGUAGUGAAUGUAAAAAAACCUUGAUGUCCAAUCAGGAACAGGAAUACUUAAAAUAUAGAGAAUAUGCAAAUAAAAAAUGGCUUUGCAGUCCCAGCGACUCUCUCUUAAAUUGUACAUAUCUCGAAUCUGCAGGAUAUAAAUGAUGCUAUUCUUAAAACAUAUUUAGAAAAAAUAUAUUUGAAAGACUUGAUAAAAACAGUCAUAUGCACAGACAACAUAUUUUUGCACGUCCAAUUUGAUUUCCUGAAGUGCGAAACAAAUAAAGAAAAAUUAAUCGAUUUUUUAAUCAACAUAUCCUGCAGAUUCUUCAUUUAUAAUUAUUAUUAUUGUAAAGAAUUAAAUAAAAUAUUAAUAAAUAGGAGAUAGAGUGUGGUGUAGAGAUCGGAUAAUAUGCAUUUGCAUAUUUAAGCGAUUUUCAAGGCUAAUAGCAUAUUUUUACUAAUAUCUAGUGAUGAUGCAUAUUAUUGCUAUAAUUUACAGUAGGUAGGUAUUUUUCGAGCGUAGCGCACUCGGCAGCCGCGCGUAUUUUGUUUUGGUAGGUACUUAAAAAAUGAAAGAGACAAAUGACCGCGCCGCCGCGCGCUCGCCUACCGCGCUACUCCCACCUAUUAUGCAUGUCAUUAUUACUUUGAUUGUUGACACGCUCGUGCUCGGAUAAUUCACCUGCAGUUAAAAGUUUUUGUGUGUGUACAAUGCCUCCCGA